Molecule: messenger RNA, 2419 nt
Organism: Cloeon dipterum
Lineage: Eukaryota; Metazoa; Arthropoda; Insecta; Ephemeroptera; Baetidae
Gene: galene
Product: galene
Exons: 8
Coding region: 560-2071 (503 amino acids)
Biological process (GO): potassium ion transmembrane transport; stabilization of membrane potential
Cellular component (GO): plasma membrane
Molecular function (GO): outward rectifier potassium channel activity; potassium ion leak channel activity
Source: RefSeq, a predicted model, not a curated record
UAGCAGUUGUGUGUAUUCUCAUUUAGAAUAAAAGAAAGAGGUACGCGCGGACAAAAAAGCAAUCAAGGCAAGCAAGAGGGGGUGCGCGGGUGUCUCCUCGUGACGUAGAGUCAAAACUUCAGAGAGUUUCGAGUGCCUAGGCUGUUUUCGACGAGCACGCUGGCGGCCGAGAAUAGACUUGGUGCUCGAGCCGCCACCGCUCACACAGCCCGACUUAAAAACCGCAGGGAACCGGUGUAGAUGGUGCUUUGGCUUUCGCGCCAGAGUCACCGCUCACUUGAUCUUGUGCGCGCGGUGCGACGGUGUGUCUUUUCGCAUUCACCAUCGAAAUUUGCAACUGAGCAAGAGUUUAGUCCCGACUCGGACAGUGGCUUCUCCAUCGGCGGCGUCGGCUCGUCAGCAGCUCUGAACAAAUAAACGUGUGUCUGGCUGCUGCUGCUGCUUAAUCUGUCGGCACGCGUGUGUGUGUGUGUGUCGCGUGCAGGUCAGAGCUAAGAGAAUGGAGCCGUCGAGCUAUACUUUUAUUUAGUGCGCGGGGUGCGUCCGGAAUUGAGUCAAGAUGCGGAACAACGUGGCCCUGCCCAUGGACGAGGACGAGCCGGGCAAGUGCUGUGCCUUCUGGUACUGCGUGUGGAAGGUGUUCACCUGCAUCUGCUCGCACUUCAUCCUCAUCUCCAUGGUCGUCUCGUACUGCAUCAUGGGCGCUUACACUUUUCAGGCGUUGGAGGCCAACAACGAGGUCUCGCGCAAAGUGGACAUCAAGUACAAGCGAGGCAACUGCACAGAGCGCCUGUGGCAGCUGACCCAGGACAGCGACGUGCUGCGCCAGGAGAACUGGACCGAGCGGGUCAUCGUCGAGCUGAAGGAGUUCGAGAAGGACCUGCUGACCGCAAUGAAGAAGCACGGCUGGGACGGCACGGAGAACGACGAGGCCAACCAGUGGACCUUCUCGGGCGCCCUCUUCUACUCAAUCAUCGUCAUCACCACCAUUGGCUAUGGGCACAUCGCGCCGAAGACCCACUGGGGCAAAGUGGUGACCAUUUUCUACGCCAUCCUCGGCAUUCCGCUCAUGCUGCUGUGCCUCUCGAAUAUAGGUGAUGUCAUGGCGCACUCGUUCCGAUUUAUUUAUUGGAAAGUGUGUUGCUACGUUUGCACAAGAAAGCCAAAAAGGUCUCACAGGCGGGGCCGCAGUUCCCGGGGCGGCACCAUCCGUCAGCACAGGAAUGCCGGUGGCGCCAAAUCAAGGUCAGCGUCGUUCCGCCGAUCCGCUCGCACAUCGCAACGCUCAGCAGAUAGUGCAUUGGGACUCUCAGACAGUGUCAUGACGAGAUCCUCCUAUUCAGACAACGAAUUCAGGUAUGAUGAUGGCGUGGAAGUCAUGCAGUUCCCACAAAAGCCAAAAGGCAUGGUCGAUACGUCACUCCAAGUGCAAGAUCCACAGCAGCAUCAGCCAAGCAGUCAAGGCGGCCAGCAGCCCGUGUUGUUCAACAGAUAUAUCGACGACGCACCUCAGCCGCCGGCUUGGCGAAUGAAAGGGCGGCCGCCUGGAAUCGAGUUGGAGCCCGUGUCGGCCGUCAGGGGCGAUUCCGUCAAGAGCACCUCGUCGCUGCCCAACCCUGCGCCCACCGGCCGCUACCAACGCCAAGGCAGUUCUCGCCUCAGCCGCCUGCGUGAGGACGAUCUGAUCGACGAGUACAUUUACGAGUCUGAGCCAGAGUUAGAAGACACUCCGCCUUCCAAGCCGGUUCCGAUUUGGCUGUGUGUCUUUCUCGUGGUCAGCUACAUUUUCGGCGGUGCCUUCCUCUUUGCUGAGUGGGAAAAGUGGGAAUUUUUGGAUUCGGCCUACUUCUGCUUCAUCACAUUGACGACCAUCGGCUUUGGUGACUUUGUUCCUGCGCAGAGAAAAGAAAAAGCCGAAAUAAGCAUAGCGCUGUGCUCCCUUUACCUUCUUUUUGGCAUCGCGCUGCUCGCUAUGAGUUUCAACCUCGUGCAGGAACAAGUGAUUAACUCUGUAAAGUCAGUCGCACGAAGACUGGGCAUUAUUAAGAAUGAAGACGAAGAGGAGGAUUAGUGUGUUGUUUUUACUCUAAUUUUAUCUCUUGUAAAAAUAAUAAAUUUUAAAGCCAGUGUGUUUCUGGACGUCAAGAAUCAAUAAAUCAUAAUAUUUAACAUUCUAAAAUAUUAAAAUGUUUUUCUUGACAUAACAUGUGAAUUAAGUUUUAAAAUAUUACUUCCAAAACCUUGGACUCUAAAAAAUUCAUUGAAAUUGUUUUGUACCUUUGACAUUUGUCACUACAACUAUAGACGCAUUUCCGCAAAAAUAUUUUUGAGAAGUAUUUAGGAAUCUUCAUUUCUCAUGCAAUCGAACAAAAAUCAAAUCUUAGAGAAAAAUAAGCCGGAAAUUUUAAAAAAUUAUUUU